AUGACGUUCCCAAGCUUCCUCAGGUACAUGGAGUCCAGGGACUGCUGCGUGCUGAACCAGGAGCACACACGCGUGUACCAGGCCAUGGACCAGCCUCUCAGCCACUACUUCAUCUCCUCCUCCCACAACACCUACCUCACUGCCGACCAGCUGGUGGGGAAGAGCCACCUGUUUGCAUACAAAAGUGCUCUGCGGAAAGGAUGCCGAUGUCUGGAGAUUGACUGCUGGGAUGGACCGGACCAGGAGCCCAUAGUUUAUCACGGCUACACUCUGACCAGCAAGAUCCUGUUCAGGGACGUCAUCAGCACUAUCGCGCAGUACGCUUUCCAGGUUUCCCCCUACCCUGUGAUCCUAUCUCUGGAGAACCACUGCCACCCCCCUCAGCAGCAGGUCAUGGCCCACUACAUCACCACUAUCCUGGGGGACAGGCUCCUGGAUGCCAGCCUAGACCUCAGCUCCUCCACUGAGCUGCCCAGCCCACAGGAGUUGCAGUAUAAGAUUCUGAUCAAGAACAAGAAACUGACUUCCCGCCAGGAAACAGGAGAGAGAGAGGACGAGGGAGAGGAGGACAGUGAGGAGGAAGAUUACAGCGAGGAAGAUGAGGAUGAACAGCUGCUGGAGGGGAGCAGCUCCUCUACGCCUAAAGGAUCAGAGAAGAAAGUGGCCGCGGAGCUGUCCAACUUGGUAAUCUACACCAAGUCCGUCAAAUUCGUGAGCUUCAGCCACUCCAGGGAGAGCCAGCGCUUCUACGAGAACACAUCCCUGGCGGAGAAGAAGGCCCGCAAGCUCGCCGUGAAGUCAGGUCUGGAGUUCAUCCUCCACAACACCAGAUUCAUCAGUAGGAUUUACCCGGCCGGCUCCCGCGCCCUGUCCUCCAACUACAACCCCCAGGAGUUCUGGAACAUGGGCUCCCAACUGGUGGCUUUGAACUUCCAGUCCCGGGGACUGCCAAUGGAUUUAAACAACGGCCGUUUCCGGGACAACGGGGGGUGCGGGUAUGUCCUGAAGCCGCACUUCCUGAGGUGCCGUGAGGCGACCUUUGACCCCAGCUCCCUCCCGCCAGACCUGAAGCCUGUGCAGGUCCUGAUGAAGGUGAUAAGCGGCUCUAACCUCCCCACCUCGAAGGGCGGAAAGCCUGCCGACCUCUACGUGCGCGUGGAGAUAAACGGGGCGGCGCCUGACUACCGCAGGAUACAGUGCGAACCCGUCAGGCACAACUCGCUCAAUCCCAAGUGGGACGCCCCCAUGAACUUUGCCGUCAGCGUUCCUGAGCUGGCCCUGGUCCGAUUCACCAUCAGAGACCACAGCCUCCGCCCUGCCAACGACUUCCUGGGCCAGUACACCCUCCCGUUCACCAGCAUGAAGAAAGGUUACCGGUGGGUGCCACUUCUGUCCCGGGAGGGGCAUGAUCUGGAUCCUGCCUCGCUCUUCAUCUUCGUUUGGCACUCCUAAACCACCAGCCUCAUCCUCAGCCAUGUAAAUCAGAGCUACAUAGAUGUGUGUGUGUGUGUGUGUGUCUGUCUGUGGUACAGGAGAAAAAGGCAACCACAUCGGUCUUAUGAAUGAACUUUGUUGAAAAGAAAAUAAAUUCUGAAACACCCUUCAAAUACAUACGUAUUUCCUCCAUACUAAUUCCAAUCAUAAAGUUU
Molecule: messenger RNA, 1649 nt
Organism: Conger conger (European conger)
Lineage: Eukaryota; Metazoa; Chordata; Actinopteri; Anguilliformes; Congridae
Product: 1-phosphatidylinositol 4,5-bisphosphate phosphodiesterase zeta-1-like
Exons: 11
Coding region: 1-1452 (483 amino acids)
Biological process (GO): intracellular signal transduction; lipid metabolic process; positive regulation of cytosolic calcium ion concentration involved in egg activation
Cellular component (GO): nucleus
Molecular function (GO): phosphatidylinositol-4,5-bisphosphate phospholipase C activity
Source: RefSeq, a predicted model, not a curated record